Molecule: messenger RNA, 2182 nt
Organism: Ostrinia furnacalis (Asian corn borer)
Lineage: Eukaryota; Metazoa; Arthropoda; Insecta; Lepidoptera; Crambidae
Gene: Rop
Product: Syntaxin-binding protein Rop
Exons: 15
Coding region: 55-1821 (588 amino acids)
Biological process (GO): vesicle-mediated transport
Source: RefSeq, a predicted model, not a curated record
CCAAGUCAACCUUUCGAGUUUGACGUCUGAAAAUUCUUUAGUUUACGGUUCAAGAUGGCUCUCAAAGCACUUGUCGGGCAAAAGAUUAUGAAUGAAGUUAUCCGCUAUCGCGGACCCAAAGGCAAGGAAUCCCAGCGUAUAGAAUGGAGAAUUCUUAUUGUCGACCAACUGUCCAUGAGGAUGGUGUCAGCAUGCUGCAAGAUGCACGACAUCUCAGCAGAAGGCAUAACUUUGGUGGAGGACAUCCACAAGAAGAGGGAGCCAUUAUGCACCAUGGAUGGCAUAUACCUUAUUACACCUUCGGAGAAAUCAGUUCAUGCACUCAUCAAUGAUUUCUCUGUGGGCAAUCGCAUCAUGUACAAGGCUGCACAUGUCUUCUUUACUGAAGCUUGUCCAGAUAAUCUUUUUGAAGACUUGUCGCGUAGUAAAGUAUCGAAAUACAUCAAAACCCUUAAGGAAAUCAACAUAGCUUUCAUACCAUAUGAGCAGCAGGUGUUCUCCCUGGACUCGCCGGAGACUUUCCAGUGCAUGUACAACCCGGCGUUGGCGCAGACUCGCAACGCCAACAUGGAGCGUAUCGCCGAACAGAUCGCCACGCUUUGCGCCACGCUCGGCGAAUAUCCCUCCGUGCGCUACCGAAGCGAUUGGGAGCGUAACGUUGAGCUGGCGCAACUUAUUCAACAAAAACUCGAUGCCUACAAGGCUGACGAACCUACAAUGGGUGAGGGACCUGAGAAGGCUCGCUCGCAACUUCUAGUGCUGGAUCGCGGCUUCGACUGCGUGUCGCCGUUGCUGCACGAACUCACACUCCAAGCUAUGGCUUACGAUCUGCUGCCCAUCGAAAAUGAUGUCUACAAAUAUGACGCCUCUCAGGGAGGGGCACUGAAGGAGGUGCUCCUGGACGAAAACGACGAGCUGUGGGUGGAGCUCCGCCACCAGCACAUCGCCGUCGUCUCCACCUCCGUCACCAAGAACCUGAAGAAGUUCACGGAGUCCAAACGCAUGGGUGGAGGUGACAAGCAAUCCAUGCGCGACUUGUCGCAAAUGAUCAAGAAAAUGCCGCAGUACCAGAAGGAGCUGUCCAAGUACGCCACGCACCUGCGCCUCGCCGAGGACUGUAUGAAGGCCUACCAGGGCUACGUCGACAAGCUCUGCAAAGUCGAACAGGAUUUGGCUAUGGGUACUGAUGCUGAAGGUGAGAAAAUCAAAGACCACAUGAGGAGCAUUGUGCCAGUUCUGCUAGAUCAGUCUGUGGUGAACUUCAACAAGAUGCGCAUCAUCGCGCUGUACAUCAUGUCCAAGAACGGCAUCUCGGAGGAGAACCUCAACAAGCUGGUGACGCACGCGCAGCUCGAGCCCUCCGACAAGCAGGCGCUGCUCAACCUCGCCAACCUCGGGCACAACGUCGUCGUCGACGGCAAUCGCAAGAAGCAGUAUCAAGUGACGAGGAAAGAGAGAAUCACUGAGCAGACCUACCAAAUGUCACGAUGGACACCCGUUAUUAAGGACAUCAUGGAAGACGCGAUCGAAGAUAAGUUGGACCAACGACACUUCCCAUUCCUCGCCGGGCGCACUCAACCCUCGGGAUACCAGGCCCCUACCAGCGUGCGCUAUGGACAUUGGCACAAAGAUAAAGCACAGCAGACCAUCAAAAACGUGCCCCGUCUCAUCGUAUUUGUCGUCGGCGGUGUAUGCUUUUCGGAAAUCCGCUGCGCGUAUGAGGUGACAGCUGCGGUGAAGAACUGGGAGGUGAUUAUCGGCUCGUCCCACAUACUCACCCCAGACACUUUCCUCUCGGACCUCAGCUCUCUCACCGCCUAAGCAUUUGGAUACUCUCGAAACAUGUAGCAACUUAAAAAUGCAGUCACACUUUAACCAAAUAUAUUUAUAAAGAAAUACUUUCGUGUGAUUAUAAUCUACUCACAUCGUCGAAAUUAGCAUUACUACUAGGUAUCAUGUUUGACAGCAUAUCAACCGGUCUUCUUUUGUGAGGUCACCAUCGCAUGCGGUAUCUCAGUACUGGCCCUUAACAUUUAAAUGUAAUAUGGGUGCUGGUGUCUAAAAUGUAUUAAAACUAGUUUGUGUGAAUUUAAAUUAGAAUUAUUGAGAAUCAUAAUAAUAGCUUCAAUCACUAAAUAACUGUGAAAGGGAGAUAAUUAUUGUUAUUGCAGUUAUAAAUAUU